Molecule: messenger RNA, 3448 nt
Organism: Branchiostoma belcheri (Belcher's lancelet)
Lineage: Eukaryota; Metazoa; Chordata; Leptocardii; Amphioxiformes; Branchiostomatidae
Exons: 1
Coding region: 944-2794 (616 amino acids)
Source: RefSeq, a predicted model, not a curated record
CUAAACGGGCAUGCCACGAAGUCGGAAUUGAAUUUAAAGCCAGCGUGCUUGCUUCUUCGGUGACUGUUUCAUGCAAAAAUCUGGACAUUCGGAUCUUGCAACCAUAUCUAAAAGCAACGGAUUUCAAGGCGCUACUGCACAUCCGCUAUUCGCAAACGGAAUGUCAUUCCAGUAUCGACUGUGGUACAGCAAGUAGGUCACUGUUGUUCUGGACUUGCUGAAGUUCAAAGGGCAGUGGAAGAUUGACAAGUAUCUUUUGACAGCUAGAACGUGUGGCCCCCUCCCCAUGCACCGAUCAAGGGCAGGUCAACAUUACGCCGCUACAACCGUCUGGGAAGAAUCAUCAAUUUGGUGAGACACUAUCAAGUUCACGGCUUGCACAAGGUGACAUAUGUUAGACAAAAAGGUAUCUCAGAUCAAGUCUGUAGGUGCCCCCCUCCCCAUGGACCGUUCAAGGUCGUCUUAAACUGAAUUGUUUGACGUCGACGGGGUCAGAUUAUGUAGCGAGAAAUUCGUGACGUCGCUGUGUUCUGUGCUGUACCACGUGGCUGUACGUGAAAUCAAACCUGGAUUAAUAACGAAAUGCCGAGACCGGUGACAGUAAAAUACUGCCGUGUCACCACGACAUGAAAAAAGCACAACCUGGAGAAACAAGUAGUGCUGAGUUGCCACAGGUUAGGGUCGUAGCUGGUAGACUCAAGGUCGACUCUCUAAAACACCGUGUCGUUAAAGGCGUACAGACGUUGCAAAAGGACAAGGCUGACGGACGAGUCACAAGAAAGGAACCAGAGGACUCUGUCUCUGCAGUGGGUGUGGUUACUGAAGACAAACAGGCCCAGAAACGGCCACUCGUGUAGGCCCACUCGCACGGCCACUGUGAGGAUCACUGCUAACAAUACACUUUUCCUCUACUACAUGCAUAUUAUAAAUACAUGACAGAAUCAUGGCCGGUCUGGACCUACAAAGCGACAGUCUGGUGUCGGGCUUACAGUGGCGCUGGGAAACGGACUACAACAUAUCCCAGGUUCUGGACAAUCACGCCCUGCCCUUAUUAGCCCUGGUCAGACAGCCAGACCCUGACAUCCCUCUCCAACAGGGGGAUGUUCUCUUACUUCACUCCUCCUACUCCAGCCACAAGGUCCUAGCGCAGUGUAUGGACCGGCAGGGCGGGAGACUGGUGGGCCCCAUGUUUAACAUCGGUUAUCAUUACCCGGGCACGUUCGAAGUGAUGUACGGCGAAGGGAGGAUCUUCGACAGCGUGCAAGAGAUCUUGACGGCGGUCGAAGAGGACCCUUCUCGAGUCUUCAAAGUCUUGGUGGAGGAAGACAUCGUCUUGAGUGACAAGGAGAGGGUCCCGAAGUCGGUCGCGCACAACCUGGGGAUGUACAGCGACAGGAAGCAUGUAUGUCGGAAGGGCGAUGUUCUCCUGCCCGAGGGUAAGGCCGUUCGUUUAGCCGGACCCAAGGGCAUGGGUCGCCUCGCUAGUUUUAGCAGUGCGAAGGAAUGGAAAAGGACCCUACUGAGAAAAAAAGACAGAUCUAAAACGGAGGAGAAGGAGGAGGUGUACGAGUAUCUCGUAUGCAGCAAUCAGUCAGGGGAGAUCCUGUAUCUUCCAGCAAAACACAGGUCAAUGUUUACAUCCGUCCGCCCAACAUCAAACGAGCAUUCUCAACUACAAGUCAAAGAUAUACUUGGAAAUAUCAAGUUGCCAGUUGAUGUAAAGCUGCUUAAGGGAGAAAUACCCAAAGGUAACUUCCAGUCGACACCGUUUUUUCGGCUCCUUGAUGCUUACAAGGAAAGUGUAGUUCUGACCUCUUUGGUUGAGGGGGACAAGGUCAAGGCGGUGAUGGAACUGUCCACAAGCGCCCUCUUGCAGCUGUGCCUCGCAGAUACAUCUUCCAGAGAAUAUGCUGAACUUUUGAUUAGGUUACACACGCUGAACAACGUUCUCCCCAGAAAUUCGGACGCGGAUAAGACCGUCAGCGUCGCUGCGAGCACGACUCCAACUGGAAAAUCGCCCCCAAUGGAAUUCGCCCCAGUCGACACAGAGGAUAACGCGUCGUCGGCUGCGUACAGCACUUUCAAGUCUGACAUUUACUCCUCUAGUCAGCCAAGGUCCCCAUCAAGCGAGGACGUGCAUCAAAGUAGCUACUUUGAUAGUCAGUCUGCGUCUAGCCAAACCAAGUACUCCAAUGCACGCAAGUCCAGCAUCUACCAAAAACUGAAGUUGCCAUCUCUGAUCAGAAAGAAAAGCACCAAGGCGGAUGUCCACAGCGCUGCCGCAGACGACGCCGUGAAUGUCUACAAGGAAGCGAUGGAGGCUAUCGACUCCUUACAAACAGUCGCUGGGCAAGAAACUGCGACUAAAGAAGCUGAGGAAGAAAGGGCGAUAGAGGAGGUCACGUUGAGCUUUGUUGGAGAAAAAUCCCCGAAAACGAAAUCCAGUUCAAAUCCGGACUUCGGCUGGGAAAAGUUUGAGGAAGAUAUUGCGUUGCCGAAAUCCGCGCCCAGUGCUGGGGCAGACAUGAAUGUCAUCCCGUCUCCACUCCCCCAAACCGUCACCAAACCCCGCAGACCCGCUCCCCCCAUCCCAGUGGCUGCCACCGAGGGGCUACAGAACCUAGAUCUGAAGGAAAACGUUGCAAGCACGAAUCCAGGUGUCCCAACAGAGGAGGACUCGGGGUGGGUGUCACUGAGGACAUCUAGCGGAGGUCAACGGAACAUCGUCAAGACGCUGACGUCCCGAUCGGCGGGCCCACCACCACCCAUACCUGCUCGGCGGGCAGCGCCAUAAAAUUGGUGUUGUGUGGCUAGAGACAAAAACUGUUCUAAUAUAAUCCGGACAAAAGAACAUCAGAUUUGUAGCAGAACACUAGUGUUAACGCAUGGAUGUAGGGCAAGUACCUUAUCUCUGUGAGAAAACAUGACUUUCUCUCCACCUGUUUGCCCGUACUGCAAACUCCACAUACACACACACACGCAUCACCGGGGACAAGGCAAAUAUUAAACACGCCUGUUUACAGUGUAGCCCAAAGUGUCCAGACAGGUAGCUAACAUGCACUAAACUUCCUGUGACUGGUAUUUAUUGACGUGUUUUGAAGUUCAGGACUCGUGAUAUCGAUUUGUUCUUAACGACGGCACGUCAGAGAUUGUUUAGCCUGCGUUACCGGAUAUCAUAUUUUCAGCAAGACGAGUGGAUUAUAUUUGCGUUACCAUAGAUUGCGUAUUUAUGGAGGUUUUAUGGGGUGGUGCAGGUUUUAUUGUAUUUACGGAAUAGGGUAAUAGAGGUUGGAUUGAUUCACAACUGUUCGAGAAAUUUCAAGGAUACAGAAUUUGUCACAUUUUUGUGACGUCGUAAAUAUGUCCGGUCAGACUUCUUAAAUGUGUGUUAUGAGUUAAGGCACUGUACACAUAAUUACUAUAUAAUAAAUGGUGUAGUUUAAAUUGA